UCGUCUGUCACCAAUUCCUAUCCUACUGGGAGAUGGUAUUGCUGUCACUUUCCGCAGCCGUCCUUUAUCAGCAUAUCAGUACAUAAAUUGUUCAGAUCUUGAAAGUUACCACCGGUGACCGGAUUCCUGACAAAGUGCGUGAUUUGAAGGUUUCAAGUGCUGUGCUGUGCAAUUCAAUACCAUGGCUGCUGUUCAAAGAUUGUCCGAUAGAUUUUGUCAAGUUCUGCUGAAAACGAAUUGGGGCGCGUCUACAGCUUUAGCCCACAAAUCUAAUCGCCAGUCGAGAAAUUACUUCACCUACAGCAGAGAGCCAGCCCAACCUCUGCCUCGCGAGCCGAAAGUUGUAACGCCUGAAGAAGCAGUGAAAUGCAUAAAAUCGAAUGACACUGUAUUUUUGAGUGGAGCUGCCUCUACUCCUAUUGAACUCGCUGCAGUCAUGACUGACUUUGCGAAAGGCAACAAUCUUAAAAAUAUCCAGGUGUGUCACAUGCAUACAGAAGGACCUGCGCCGUACACAGAUCCUGAAUGUGAAGGUAUCUUCCGAUCAUGCUCAUUUUUCAUGGCUGCCAAUGUACGAAAAGCUGUUGCUGAAGGCCGCAGUGACGCAGUGCCAAUAUUUUUGUCUGAGAUCCCUCUGCUGUUUGAGCGUAAAAUUUUCCGACCAAAUGUUUCAAUUGUCCAAGUAUCACCCCCUGAUGAACAUGGAUUCUGCAGUUUGGGAACCAGUGUUGACUGUGUGCGAGCAGCCAUCGCCAACUCCGAAAUAGUUAUAGGUCAUGUGAAUGAACAUAUGCCAAGAACGUUUGGGGAUGCAUUGGUACACCAGUCUCAUUUCGAUUAUGUUGUUCCCAUCAACAGACCAUUACCAGCGCACGGAGGUGGAGCACCUCAUGAAAACGAGAAGAAAAUCGGACAGCUCAUCGCUUCAAAUUUGAUCGAUGACGGUGCCACCCUUCAAAUGGGUAUUGGCAGUCUUCCUGAUGCUGUUCUCACCAAUUUGACUGACCACAAAGACUUAGGCAUCCACUCUGAAAUGUUCAGUGGUGGAGUCAUCGAAUUAGUACGAAGAGGCUGCAUAACCAACAACAAGAAACCGUUGAGCACAGGGAAAAUUGUAUCCAGUUUCUUAAUCGGACCACCUGAACUGUACGAUUUUGUUGACAACAACCCAUUCCUUGAAAUGAGAGUUGUUAAUUACACCAACUCAACGGCAAUCAUCGCCCAGCACCCAAAGAUGACAGCCAUCAAUUCAGCAAUAGAAGUAGAUCUGACUGGUCAAGUUUGUUCUGAUUCCAUCGGGACGAGGAUGUUCUCUGGUUUCGGAGGACAAGUUGACUUCAUCCGUGGAGCUGCCGAGGGUCUUGAUGGCAAAGGAAAGCCAAUCAUUGCUCUACAGUCUGUUAAUGCUAAAACUGGUGAUAGUAAAAUCGUUCCUAUGCUCAAACCAGGUGCUGGUGUCGUUACCUCUCGUGCUCACGUCCACUACGUUGUAACAGAAAAUGGAAUUGCCAGUUUGUUUGGAAAAACUUUACGCCAGCGAGCUCAUGCCUUAAUCAAUGUUGCCCACCCCAGCCACCGAGAAGCGUUGGAAAAGGCUGCGUUCGAGCGGUUGAAGUGCAUGCCGGCCCCUUAGUUGAGUCUUUAGACUCUUGAAUUGCACUUUUUUAAGGUACAAAGUAUUUCACACGAGCACCAGAAGCUUCUCUGAGUUCAGACGGUGGUUAUAGGUGGGCUAGUUUUAAGAACAAUCAUCAAAAGUUUUAUGUUAAUUUCAUGGAAGAAAGUAGAGAGGUCCAGCAAGAGUUCGGGAGUUAUGAAUUCACCAUCCUUUUCUCCAUUCAAUUUUGCUGGGAAGAGUAUCGUUUUAUUUGUUUCUUCUCAAAUUAAAAUCAACUUCCAAGCUUAGAAAAAUUCCAAACAAAUUACAGAAAUAGGGUCAAAUCAAGGAACAGGGUCGCCACUUUUGGUGGCAAGUUUUAAAUUCAAAAUGUUAAUUUUCAAUCAGUGUUAAUGGCAACCCUGAUAAUGUAUUGUGCGCUACAUCUGUACCAAGAAAUUCCAUCACAUUUUGCAAUGAGGAAUAUUCCUGACUCAUCCAUAAAAACACCUAUCUACGCCAAGAAACUGAUGGUACAAAUGUUGUUUCCAAGAUGAGCCAGAAAUAGAGAUCCAUCAUCGCAAAAUCUAGUCCAAUGAGCUCUGUGAGGAAUCAAGAGUUUUCUAGAGGUUGGACGUUGAUUUUAGACCAAAACAGUAGAACCAUUGUAUUCUUUGCAAAAUUUCAAAUGAGGAAAGAUAUUCAAAAUACCGCUGUAGCACUUUCUAGAACAAUUCAUUAGUGAUCGAUUGACUAAUUUCUAAAGUGUAAGACAUUUUUCCCAAAGUCUACAAUAUUCACAUAUUGUUAUUGUACAUUUGUAUGUACAUAUUGUACAUCAGGUAUUUGUACGCAAGAUUUGACGAAGAACAUUUUAGUGCAACUCUGAAAGUUUUUUCAUUCAUUUAUCCAUCAAGAAUAAUCUGUAAGCCUUAGAAUAAGCAUAUUACACGUCCUGGUUAGUAGAUACUUAGGCGGAUACACAUAGCUACCGUUAGCGUUUUUCCAGCGUAAUCUUAAAGUGCUUCUCUGUUAAAUCUUCUGCACCAAUACCUGAAGCACUGCAAGAUGAUGUCAGAAUUGGAAGUCCUCAUUCUAAUGUCCUGAAUUUCAGAAGUUGUGAAUCGAUCGAUCAAUUGUUGAAUCGCUCUCUGAAGUGCUGAAGAUGGACCUUGAAUCAAAAAUCCUGAACUCUUGCUGUAACUUUAUUUUUUCCGUAUUUUGAAGCACUCUGAGAUGAGUAGGAAAAAAAAAUGAGUACGGAAAAAGAAAAAGGAGGUAUGAAUGAAAAGUUAUCACUGUUGAAGCAAUAGCCAUCAAUUUGCGUAUUUUAAGGUGUAUUUUUUGUAUUUUUUUCAGGGAUUAGUCCCCUCGAAAAGCAAUGUCAAUCCCUCUCUAUUUUGUUAAAAUCAUUGAUGCGAUGAUCUCGAAGAGAUGGAAGAAAUCAGUUAAAGAAAAUAGAGCAAAGGAGGAUGAUUGAAUGUAUUCUCUUAAAAAUUAAGUCUAUAUCAAACAGAAUUUUUCAACCGGGACCAGUCAAAAUGCAUUUUCCAAUCACCUCUCUUGUUUAUUUCCAUCAGCAAAAACCAGGAGACAUAAAACCUUGAAACUCUCUUCAAACUCUAUGAAGAUCACAAACAUUAUGCUUGUAAAAUUUCAAGGUAUAGUAUUAGGUUGCUCAGAUUUUCGUUUCAAAGAGAAAAUAUUCUCGAAGAAAAAAAACUUCCUCAACACACGAACUUAGUUCUACACCAGAAGCUGUUAUGUAUAAUAGUAAAAUUCAAUUCAUGCAAUUGGAGUCUGGUUAAUCAAAUAUUUGCCUGCGUGUGAUGGUGAUUCAAUUCAUGUGUUGGACGCUGACUGUGCGAGUUGAAUUUCACUGUUGAUUGGUAACAUCAGACAUUUGCUGUGUUGAUUAAAUAUUUUUUCUUCAUUUAAAAAGGAAGCAGGCAACGUUUAAUGUUGUCAGGUUGAUUCUGGUUGAAACUGUCCAAACCCGGCUUUACUUCGUCUCUCAAGGUUUACUCCUCUCAGUAACAUUCAUUAUAGUUCUGUAAAUUAUAAAGCUUGAGUAUGUUUAUACAUCAACGAUUUCCAUCUGAUUUGACAAACAACUCCCUAAACAUUUCAAAAAAGUAUCUUCAGGUGGCAAUUUUUAAUUAUUUUAAAACACCUUAUUAAUGUGAGAACUAAAGUCGUAUCGUAGCCCUGUGUUCUCAUUACAAACACAGCCUCAACUUCUAUUUCUUGAAUAAGCACAGUAUUAAGCUGAAACAAUGUUUCCCUGAUCUGUUGACUCAUGAUUCAAUAUCGUUUCAUAGUAACGUAUUCUUGAACUUGAAUGAUUAUUUUUUCAACGUUAUUCUCAUAUCAAAGGGGUAAGAUUUUGUCUAUCACAACUCUCAAUGAAACAUGCAAGGGUUUUAUUUUAAAAUGUAUUUUAUUUAAGUUAACGUAUAUCGGUGGCUCAAAACAGAUGCCCAAAGUGUUUUUUACACCUCUAUAGCACACCAACUUCUUUAGACUGGCUGUUGAAUGUAAGUGCCUGAAGACAUCAAUGAAACGACAUUUUUUAUCUUGUAAACAUUUUCGUGAUACUUAAUUGAAAAUUUCAACUUCCAUGUUCCAAAGGCUUUGUUACAAAAGGUUUUAGAGCCAGAUGGAUUUCUCAUCCCUUUAAAAUUAAGGUGAUAAUUUGCUGAAUGUGCCAUAUUUUGCUCUCAGUGUUAUGCCACUCUCAAAUCUCCGCUUAACUUUAUUAAUUACGUAUACUAAGUCGAAAACCACUGUGCUGCAUUGAAGCCAUACUUUGAUAGAAAUCUUAGAGGUGAAUGGUCUUCAAAAUUAUGCAUUUGCUUUAUUAUCCAUCAAUUUUCAUGGAAUAAGAUCACAUGAAAAAUCAUUCAGUGUUUUCACAGGUCCUACUAGCAUUAAAGUUUAUAAGUACUAUCGUAAAACACAACACAUCAACGAAUCAAGCUCACUACACUACAGCCAUGAUUUUUUUCUCUCCGUGUAACAAAACGAAAAUGACCAAAAGUUCGCUGCAAGUAAUUUUGAUCUUUAGUCAGUCAGUCAUUGAAUUUUUGCAUUUGUGGAGAAGCAGCCAUCGACCAUGACAGAGAUCACUUAAUUUCCGUUUGCGAAAAUUCUAUAAUCAUAAAAGAAAAAUUGAGUACUUUCAUGACACAAAUUUCCUCUAAUUGUUAUGUGCCGUCGAGUCUAUGGGUUAUUUUUAAGCAAGAAUUAGUGUUGAUCUUAAAAAAUGUUAUACUUAAUUCAACUGCCCACCUUUUAACAUGAGUAUGCCAAGCAUUAGUGUAAAGUAACAGCACAAGUUUAAUCGUCUAUAGUUUUGAAAGCAAUUUAGUGUUUUUAGUGAUGACCAAGAUCUUUUCAUCUUUUUGCCUGUGCACUUGUCAUUAACUAAAUUUACGGAUAAAAUUUGACUAUAUCCCUUUCACACUGCACUGAUUUUAAUAAUCUAGUUGUCACAAAAAAAUCAAAA
Molecule: messenger RNA, 5105 nt
Organism: Bemisia tabaci
Lineage: Eukaryota; Metazoa; Arthropoda; Insecta; Hemiptera; Aleyrodidae
Product: succinyl-CoA:acetate/propanoyl-CoA:succinate CoA transferase
Biological process (GO): acetate metabolic process
Cellular component (GO): mitochondrion
Molecular function (GO): acetate CoA-transferase activity
Source: RefSeq, a predicted model, not a curated record